AUGCAAACCUCUGCUGAAGAUCCGCAGAGGAAGAAUGCGCGUCCGCGGCGGCAGUACUCCCCAAAGGUCAGGCUGCUCGCGGAGCAACUUGUGAACUUGUCUCAGGAGGAAGCGGACGAAGUGUGUCGGUCGUUGAAGGAACGGAUGACGGCAGUCUCCAACAGACAGUCUGGGGAACAGAAACGAUGGCAACCGCGAGCCCCUGGGAACUUCACAUUCUUCCCGCACCCCCUUGGUAUCUUCGCCGCCACGACAGGCUCGUUCCGCGUCGUCGGGGUACGACUCCCGAGUCUUCCAGUCCUCUCAACUGCUAUCAUGUACGCUUCGCGACAAGAAGGCCCAGACAAGAGCGGUGCGUCCGAUGGCCCUUCGCAUCCGGUCGCAGCAGAGUCGGAGUCGGCGGUAGGUUCCUCGGCACAUCAGCCUGACGGGACCAGCCAAGCACCCGCCGAAACUUCACCGUAG
Molecule: messenger RNA, 465 nt
Organism: Neospora caninum
Lineage: Eukaryota; Apicomplexa; Conoidasida; Eucoccidiorida; Sarcocystidae
Exons: 2
Coding region: 1-465 (154 amino acids)
Source: RefSeq, a predicted model, not a curated record